CACUCUAGUUCCGGAGUGUGGAGGUGGCUGCGGUCACACUCUCGGCUCUCUGCGUGUGUGUAUUGUACCCAACUGCGGAGGACUCGCGGCUCUGGGCAGUGGGCGUCAUUUUCCCACCCGAAGGUUUCGAAAGCGGGCCAGCCCUCCUCGGCUUUGCCCUCGGUGAUGCGCGGAGGGAGAUUCAGGGAGGGUCGCGAGGUUAAGGCCGAGAGAACGCUAUUGAGCCAAAGCUGCUCGUAAAUGUCUGAGCUCGGGGAAUGGAAAUUAACUCCUAAAACGGCGGUCACCAGCCCCACUUGACAUUCUGAGGCCGGGACCGGCCCGUGGGAACCGCCUCCCGUGGGAAAAGUUGCCGGCAGUUUUCCAUAAUUUUUUUUAAAGGUUCAUAGAACCCAAGGGAAACACCUGGGAACAGGCGUUGCACUUGUGGCCAGCAGGGCAGUGUCCGCUUGGUGACGCAGACAUAGUUUCUUGCGUUGAGCUUUUAGCACCUUCGGGUACCUCACACGUGAAAACUCUGAAACGGAGAAAGGAAGGAAAACUUCCUCUGCAUGGAAAAUGACAUUUUUAAAUAUCAAAUCCGCAGCCUGGGCAUACUCUCUGAUUACACUAGGAACUGAAAUGUUAAGUUCUUUCUUCAGUUUCUACUGUGUGAAACUUUUCUUGGAACUGUACAAGAUUUCAGAAUUGGCCUUCUAUCAAUCCCAGGUAAUUUUAAUGAUCUGUAAUGUUCUGAAUGACCUGAGUGGGUCUUUUCGAAUGAACUCUCAGUAUGAUUGCUGUCUAAGUUACCACUGUUCCCUGUUUGGAGCCCUUUUGCAUUCGGUGGUCUUCCUGCUCCCUUGGUUCCCAUGGAAACACUAUCAAGAAGGUGACUGGCUGAAUGGACUUCAUCUGGCAGUGUCCCUGUGCGCCUUUGACAGCACCCUUGCCUGGGUGCAGCAAGCCCAGUGUCGCUUGUUUGCAGAGACUUUCCCCAGGCAUGAGAGCCGGCUGCAGCUGAUGAAAAUUAACCAGGUGGCAUCCCUACUGGGCUCCACCAGCAUCCUUUUCUGUGGCCUCAUCUCUCACAACAUGGAAAUCCUGCCCAAUUUUCAGGUCGUUGCUGUCGUCAUUGCUUUCCUGGCAUCUACCAGCCUUUACAGUGGCAUGUUCCAUAUGAGUCAUUUUGAAUGUAAAAGAAGCCCACAGGAAACCUUCCUCUCUGAGAGUGAACAGGAGCUGGCGUGGACCUCCACCAUCUUACCAAUGAGGCAACUCUUGUCUCAGAAGAACUUCCACCUUUUCCUCAUCAUGAAUUUCUUUCAAGUCUUUCACUUGACCUUCUUCAGUAACUUCAUGAUGAUCUUUGCAGAUAACCUCAUUCCCAUUGAGGUUCUCUCUUCUUCCGCAAGGAGCAUCAUGUAUGGGGCUGGCUUCAUCUGCCCUCAGUGCCUGGUACUUCUAGGUCAGUCCUGGCUGAAGAAAUAUGGUUACUAUAAGAUUAUCUUGAUUUCUUUCUACCUAGAAGGAGCAGCUGCCAUUGUCAUGUUACUUCUGGGACAGGAAUACUAUUACUGUUUGGCUGUUUAUCUCACUGUUAUCAUGGUGAUUAUACAAGCCUCUUUUUGCUUAUUUAACUUGCCACUGGCUGACAUGGUUGAUGCAGAUUUACUGAAGUUUAACGGGCAGUCUCCCCUUUCCUUGAUGGUUUUUGGCAUCAGUGCUUUGUUUACCAGACCUGCCCAGUCUUUAGCUCCCAUGUUGAUACUGUCUAAGCUAAACCAGUAUGGAUAUGGAGAGCCAAACAACAGACCAGUCUGGUUUCAAACUCUCAGAGAUCCUCCUACCUGUGCCUUGGCAGUGCUGGAAUUAAAGAAUGCUUUUAGAUCUUCAAGACACCAUGUUUAAUUUGGUUUGUGUGGUCCCACUGGGCAUCGCAACAGUGCAGACUCUGACUUGGAGCUCCUUCUCCGUCAGGAACAGAGCAGACUACUCAGGGACCAUCUAAGCACAGUUGCCAUGCUGGGCAAGGGUUACAACACUACUUGUCAGUUCUUAUAGGUUUUGCUGCGCUCAAAAUGAUCAAAAAGGCAAAAAUGUUCUUUACAACCUUUCAUUUGUUUGAAAACCAAAGCAAAUAAAGCAAAGUCUGAUGGA
Messenger RNA from Mesocricetus auratus (golden hamster), 2139 nucleotides. RefSeq names its product transmembrane protein 180. Bases 559 to 1890 code for a protein of 443 amino acids. The record is from RefSeq and is a predicted model, not a curated record. The transcript is spliced from 8 exons. Lineage: Eukaryota; Metazoa; Chordata; Mammalia; Rodentia; Cricetidae.